AGAGUGAAUAAAUUUGAGAUGUUGGCUGUAUCCUCUGUAUCCCCUGUAUCUAACCAGGAUAAAGAUACAAGAAACCUUUGGUUCUACAAGGAUGGAUUACGAAGCCCCACUAGUCCGCCCCCUACCUCCGCCAAACUUGUUUUAAACGCCGUGAAGGCGGAGAGAGAUAAGUUGACCGGCGGAGGUCAGCAGCCGUCCUGCACAUCUACACUAAAUAUUAGUCCAAAAUGUAACAGAUUGCCUGGUGAAGUGGGUUGGAACAACUCGGCGAAUGGAAUGACAAGGAGUAUGAUUUCUCUUCCUACUCCUAACUCUCCCCAGCACCCUGUAACUAGUGAUACAAACAUUUAUCCUCAUCACCCUGUAGCUAGCGAUACAAGUAGUCCAAUGAGUUCCAGUGUACAUGACUCCUUGAUUACAAAGAAUAGUACUGUACAAUCUUUUGUUAGUAAUAUCAGUCUUACAUCUCUUCAUGGUGAGAGUAGACUUUCAGGGUCAUCUAACCCUGCUCCGACCCCUAACCUUAACCCUGAUCAGAUCCCAACCCCUACUUUGACUCCAAACCCAACUCCAACCAAACCUUCUACCUCUAAACCUAGUUCUAUCCGUCAAAAACCUACUCCUCCCCACCGAACAACUCCAGUAGGAACGCCUACACGUGCUCCGCCUCCUCUGCCACCCAAGCAGGUUGCAGACACGCCCCCUCCCCGGCCUGCUAGUAAGGAGCUGAAGCUGGAUGAUAUAUUGAAUAUGUGUGCAGAAUAUGAGAAACAAAUAGAAGAGGAACAGAGGAUAACUCUUAAUCAGAGCUUCACAUCAACCCCAAUCUGUCAAGAGAGACGGAAUUCUGCAAGAUUACUGGAGAAAUGUUCAACCUUCUCCAUCCUACAGGAGGAUACAGGACUCAAUAUAUCUCCCUUCUCCUUGAACCAGUUCCCACUAUCUCCAGUAUCUCCGUCAACUCAGGAUCCAUCUCUAGAAGAUAUUCCUCCCCUCUCCCCUUCAUCCACCCUUCAACAGUCAAAAAUAAAGACUAACGGUUCUCUGCCCCGGGACGGAAAACGACAACCUUCUCCCGCCCGAUCCCUUCCUCCAUCCUCCCCACAUGUAUCCGAGUCUGACCUCUUCUCCUGGGGAGGAGGACGUGGACCAGCUUCCCCGCCCAUAGAGGCUGGCAGGGUUGGAGGGCGUGGUCAAACCUCCCCGCCCACUGAGGCAGGUAGCCCUGGUUGCUAUUUGACACAUCCCUCCGCUUCACCUAGAACUAGAAUUAAAACAACAGUUGGAAAAGGAUCUCGGGAGAGUUCCGUAGAAACACUUCGCCCUGAUACAAGCGCAGCUGCAAAUCCAGCGCAUACACUAAAAAAUGCCGAGCAACUUUCUCCGAUCUGUGGUCAGGGUCAAGGGAACAGCUGGUCGGCCAGCACACAGCAGGGUUUUACGGGUACCUGGGAACAGAAUCAGAUCAGGCAAAUAUUCCAGAGUAUAUCUGCGAACACAUCGGCCACGCAGUUUAGUAUAGUAGAUUAUCAGGGUGGAAAGGAGGAGCUGGCAGAUUGUGAUGGGAAGACGAAUGAGGAAUUGUAUGCAGAAGCCAGAGAUAUUCUAGAUCUAGUCGCAGCUAGUCAAUCUAACAGGGACCCUGAUCUGUACAAUAUGUCCCGGCUAGAUGAAUCUACUGUAUCCAAUAAUAAAAUCAUCAUAGGAACAGGAAUGUUGGGACAAAAUAGAAAUUCCGAGGAUGGAGGGUUGAUUAAACAGCUCCGCGAGGAACGUGAUGAAACUAUACUAGAACUCAAUAGAACAGCUCACGAACUUGCAGAGAUAGAACAUCAGAUUCAGGAGGCGAACAGAAGUGUAGAUAUGGAAAGUUCUCUUCUUGGAGCAGAACUGAGCACUCAGCUAGGAAAUAUCGAAGAACUUCGAGCGCGCGCAGACCAGCUGCGUGCUUGCGAGGCAAAUAUGUGCACAAAACUUUCCAAGUGGCGGGAACGAGCUGCUGCAGAAACGGCGGAGGCUCGAGAACGGUUGAAUAGUAUAGAGGCGGAGUUAGAAAGAUUGGAGGCGGAACAGGGGGCAGGGCAGGGGCUACUAGACACUGAUAAGGAACUGGAUUUACUGGAAAGGAUUAAGAUAAGCCAUGAACAGCUGGAUGCCGAGCGAAGACAAUUUGAGGACCAUGAGUUCCAGCAGAUGGAGGAGGAGGCUGGGAUGGAGGCGGACAGGGAGGAGGUGUUGAGGCAGUUGGAGGAACUGGAGGACAGGAUCAGGGAGGUCGAGGUUGAGGUCAUGGAGGUCGAGAAACAACAGCAAGAGAUUUCUUAUAGUCAGACUGGAGUAUCUGUGAGUAAACCAGUAUAUUUAAACAGUGCUGGGAGUGCAGAGGACUCCACAGACUCUACUAGAUUCCUCGAGUACAACUCCCUCCCCCACAGUAAGAAGGUUCCGGAAGAAAACUCCCUCACCUCCUCCUAA
Messenger RNA from Eurytemora carolleeae, 2475 nucleotides. RefSeq names its product flocculation protein FLO11-like. The record is from RefSeq and is a predicted model, not a curated record. The transcript has 17 exons. NCBI's taxonomy places the organism in Eukaryota, Metazoa, Arthropoda, Copepoda, Calanoida, Temoridae. Bases 19 to 2475 code for a protein of 818 amino acids.